Molecule: messenger RNA, 3229 nt
Organism: Fragaria vesca subsp. vesca
Lineage: Eukaryota; Viridiplantae; Streptophyta; Magnoliopsida; Rosales; Rosaceae
Product: 116 kDa U5 small nuclear ribonucleoprotein component-like
Exons: 10
Coding region: 1-2958 (985 amino acids)
Biological process (GO): mRNA splicing, via spliceosome
Cellular component (GO): cytosol; U2-type catalytic step 2 spliceosome; U4/U6 x U5 tri-snRNP complex
Molecular function (GO): GTP binding; U5 snRNA binding; translation elongation factor activity
Source: RefSeq, a predicted model, not a curated record
AUGGAUGAUAGUCUCUACGAUGAGUUCGGGAACUAUAUAGGUCCCGAAAUCGAGUCUGACCAGGAGAGUGAGAGGGAGGAAGAAGAUGAGGAGCUUCCGGAUAGGACGGAUGAUAGAGGCGCAGCAUCCGACGGUGACGAUGCUCCGAAUGGGUGGAUGACGGCUUCAAAUGACGUAGACAUGGACAACCAGAUUGUGCUUGCUGAGGAUAAGAAGUAUUAUCCUACUGCAGAGGAGGUUUAUGGCGAAGAUGUUGAGACAUUGGUCAUGGAUGAAGAUGCCAUGCCGCUUGAGCAGCCGAUUAUCAAGCCGGUUCGGAAUGUUAAGUUUGAGGUUGGUGUCAAGGACUCUUCGACUUAUGUGUCCACACAGUUCCUUGUGGGGCUUAUGUCGAACCCUGCGCUGGUGAGGAAUGUGGCGCUUGUGGGGCACUUGCAGCAUGGGAAGACGGUGUUUAUGGAUAUGUUGGUUGAGCAGACACAUCAUAUGUCUACUUUUGAUGCGAAUAGCGAUAAGCACAUGAGGUAUACUGAUACGAGGAUUGACGAGCAGGAGAGGAGGAUAUCUAUUAAGGCUGUUCCGAUGUCGCUUGUGCUUGAGGAUAGCAAUUCAAAGUCGUACUUGUGCAAUGUCAUGGAUACUCCUGGUCAUGUCAAUUUCUCUGAUGAAAUGACUGCUUCACUCAGGCUCGCUGAUGGUGCUGUCCUCAUUGUGGAUGCUGCAGAAGGGAUGAUGGUAAAUACUGAGAGGGCUAUACGCCAUGCAAUCCAAGAGCGCCUACCAAUUGUGGUUGUGAUCAACAAGGUUGACAGGUUGAUAACAGAACUAAAAUUGCCCCCAAGGGAUGCUUACUUCAAGCUUAGGCAUACACUGGAAGUGAUUAAUAACCACAUAACAGCUGCCUCUUCAACUGCUGGUCAUGUACAAGUCAUUGAUCCUGUUGCUGGAAAUGUAUGCUUUGCAAGUGCUACUGCAGGAUGGUCGUUCACAUUGCAAUCAUUUGCGAAGCUCUAUGUUAAGCUUCAUGGGAUCGCUUUUGACGCUGACCAGUUUGCUUCUCGUCUAUGGGGAGAUAUGUAUUAUCAUCCUGAGGACAGGUCAUUCAGAAGAAAACCCCCUGUAAGUGGAGGAGAAAGGUCGUUUGUGCAGUUUGUGCUUGAACCUCUGUAUAAAAUUUAUAGCCAGGUGAUCGGAGAACAUAAAAAGAGUGUUGAGGCAACUCUUGCUGAGCUUGGUAUCACCCUUAGCAAUGCAGCUUACAAAUUGAAUGUUAGGCCUCUACUGAGGUUGGCUUGUAGCUCAGUCUUUGGAUCUGCCUCGGGCUUUACUGAUAUGCUAGUGCAACAUAUUCCUUCUCCUAAAGAUGCUGCGACAAGGAAAGUGGACCACACAUAUACUGGACCAAAAGACUCUGAGAUUUACAAAGCCAUGAAAACAUGUGAUCCCAAUGGCCCGUUGAUGGUUAAUGUUACCAAGCUGUAUCCCAAGUCCGAUUGUAGCGUGUUUGAUGCAUUUGGUAGGGUUUACUCUGGGAAGAUUCAGACAGGGCAGACAGUUCGUGUACUGGGAGAAGGUUAUUCACCUGAUGAUGAGGAGGACAUGACGGUUAAAGAAGUAACAAAGCUAUGGCUUUAUCAAGCUCGGGAUCGGAUACCUAUAGCUGAAGCUCUUCCUGGUACUUGGGUUCUCAUCGAAGGUGUGGAUGCUUCCAUAAUGAAGACUGCCACUCUUUGUAAUGAGACUUAUGAUGAGGAGGCAUACAUAUUCCGUCCACUUCAGUUCAAUACACUCCCAGUGGUGAAAACGGCAACUGAGCCUCUGAAUCCCAGUGAGUUGCCAAAGAUGGUGGAGGGUCUUAGAAAGAUCAGCAAGAGUUACCCUCUUGCCAUCACCAAAGUUGAGGAGUCUGGGGAGCACACAAUCUUAGGUACAGGAGAAUUGUACUUGGAUUCCAUCAUGAAGGACCUCAGAGAGCUCUACUCCGAAGUAGAAGUCAAGGUUGCAGAUCCUGUUGUUUCAUUCUGCGAAACAGUUGUGGAAUCUUCAUCAAUGAAGUGUUUUGCUGAAACACCAAACAAGAAGAAUAAAAUAACUAUGAUUGCAGAACCGUUGGAGAGAGGACUUGCGGAGGACAUUGAGAAAGGUGUAGUAAGCAUCGAUUGGUCUAGGAGAGAUAUAGGUAAUUUCUUCCAGACUAGAUAUGAGUGGGAUGUUCUUGCUGCAAGGUCCAUAUGGGCAUUUGGUCCUGAUAAGCAGGGACCCAACAUACUACUAGAUGACACACUCUCUACCGAAGUUGACAAGAGCUUACUGAAUGCCGUGAAAGACUCGAUUGUGCAAGGGUUUCAGUGGGGUGCUCGAGAAGGACCCCUAUGUGAUGAACCCAUCAGAAAUGUUAAGUUCAAGAUAGUUGAUGCAAGGAUUGCACCUGAGCCUUUACAUCGUGGAUCUGGUCAAAUCAUUCCCACAUCUAGACGUGUGGCCUAUUCAUCUUUCCUAAUGGCAACCCCACGGCUCAUGGAGCCGGUAUAUUAUGUGGAGAUACAAACGCCAAUCGACUGUAUAUCUGCAAUCUACACUGUUUUAUCUCGCAGGCGUGGACAUGUUACAGCCGAUGUACCUCAACCCGGGACCCCAGCUUACAUUGUUAAGGCAUUUUUACCUGUCAUAGAAUCGUUUGGUUUUGAGACGGACUUGAGGUACCAUACUCAAGGACAAGCUUUUUGCCUCUCAGUCUUUGAUCAUUGGGCUAUAGUUCCUGGAGAUCCUCUUGACAAGAGUAUUGUUCUGCGACCACUUGAACCCGCACCGAUUCAACACCUGGCUCGUGAAUUUAUGGUCAAGACAAGGCGUAGAAAGGGAAUGAGUGAGGAUGUGAGCAUCAGCAAAUUUUUCGAUGAGGCCAUGAUGGUGGAACUGGCACAGCAGGAAGCUGAUAUUCACCAGCAAAUGAUAUGAUUGGCUUCAUGGAGAGAGAUUGUAGGCAAAUUUCAUAGGAUGCAACGUAAACAUCGAGUCAUUGUUUUAUGCCAAAAGAGAAGUUAUACAGUUGUAAGUUCCGGCUGUUGUAUUGUGAUUUUUGCUACUGUUUUGUUGAAAAUUAGUUUAAAAUUGUGGCCUUCUUACAGAUCCGUGAAAAUCAUUUUUAAUUUUCUGCUGACCCAUUUUCAUUAUUAUUUUCUUCUUCAUUCAGAGAUCAAUGAACACAACUGUUAAUUUCCACCUGAUG